Molecule: messenger RNA, 1425 nt
Organism: Chironomus riparius
Lineage: Eukaryota; Metazoa; Arthropoda; Insecta; Diptera; Chironomidae
Source: the annotation of a GenBank genome assembly
GUCAAUUGGUCGUUGACACAAAAAGAAAUUACUUUGAGACACCAUUCUACUUUUCGUGAGUUAGACGUAGCUAGAGCUGUUGCUUAUUUUUAUCUACGUAAAGUGCUCCACUUGUGCUGUAAAAAAUGGAUUUGAAGAAUUUAAAAUCAGUUUUUAUCAUCGCUGAAAUUGGACAAAAUCACCAGGGUGACAUUGUGACGGCAAAAGAAAUGAUUCUUGAGGCAUCGCGUGCUGGCGUUGAUUGUGUAAAAUUUCAAAAGUCGUGUCUUGAAGCAAAAUUUACGAGAAAUGCUCUAAAUAGACCGUAUAAUUCACCACAUUCUUUUGGCUCAACGUACGGCGAACACAAAAGAUUUUUGGAAUUUACGAUUGAGCAGUUUAAGGAAUUGAAGGAUUAUGCUGAAUCAUGUGGAUUAGUAUUCAGUGCUUCAGCUAUGGAUAUUGUUUCAUUUGAUGAGCUGAAGCAAUUGGAUUUGCAAUUUAUCAAAAUCGGUUCGGGCGAUACGAAUAAUAUACCGUAUAUGCGGCAUAUAGCAAAACAAAAUGUUCCAUUGAUUGUAUCCACUGGAAUGCAAACAGAAGAUACAAUUACAAAGGUUUACAACAUCCUCAACGAUGCUAGUGCCAAUUUUGCCCUUCUUCACUGUAUAUCAUCAUACCCAACAAAAGUCGAAGACACCAAAUUGAAUUACAUUUCUCGUUAUCGAAAAUUAUAUCCCAACAUAUCCGUUGGUUAUAGCGGUCACGAAAUUGGCUACGAAUCCUCAUGCUUGGCAAUCUUGAUGGGAGCAAAGAUUUUGGAGCGACAUUUUACGCUCGAUAAAAAUCAAAAGGGAUCAGAUCAUUGUUUAUCUUUAAACCCAAAAGAACUCCAUACACUUGUCGAUAAAGUUCGUCUGAUUGAAAGAAAUCCAAAUGUCAUCCAACUAUCUUCAUCCGUAAUGUCCAAUGAUUUACUCAAUUCUGUAACGAAAUUGAAUUUGUUUGAAAGUCCAAUGGGAUUUAUUACAAAGGCAUGCCAGCCGAACAACAUACCGAGAUCAAUUUUUCCAUGUGAGUUAAUGUGCAAACAAAAAUUGGGCAAAAGUCUGAUUUACACACGAGAUUUGAAAAAAGGACAGCAUAUAGUUGAAAGUGAUAUUGGCGUGAAAGUAAGUGAACCUAAUGAAAUCCCCGCGGAAUUUUAUGACAACAUCAUUGGAAAGGUUCUGAUGCGUGAUGUGUUUUAUGAUGAUCCAGUUAUGGAGUGUGACACGUUGGACAAUAGCAUGUAGAUGAUACUGUCUAUGAAAAUGAAAGUGUUGACGUGUUCAUGUCACACAAAAUUCUCUCGUAUGCUUGACAAUGAACUUCUAUAUUUGCUAUACUAUUUUUGGAUAUAAUGAUAAAUGUAAGAUAAACGCUGAGAAUAAAUAAAUGUUUAUU